Nestor notabilis (Kea) is the source of this 2335-nucleotide messenger RNA. RefSeq names its product solute carrier family 17 (vesicular glutamate transporter), member 6 (gene SLC17A6). The annotation marks the transcript as partial. The record is from RefSeq and is a predicted model, not a curated record. The transcript has 10 exons. Gene Ontology annotation, biological process: synaptic transmission, glutamatergic; transmembrane transport; monoatomic anion transport. Gene Ontology annotation, molecular function: L-glutamate transmembrane transporter activity; neurotransmitter transmembrane transporter activity. Gene Ontology annotation, cellular component: synaptic vesicle membrane; excitatory synapse. Lineage: Eukaryota; Metazoa; Chordata; Aves; Psittaciformes; Psittacidae.
UUGCGUUGGAAGAAAGCAAAGUUUAAUUGGGAUCCGGAAACAGUUGGCAUGAUCCACGGCUCUUUUUUCUGGGGAUACAUCAUCACCCAAAUCCCCGGCGGGUAUAUCUCGUCCCGGCUGGCAGCUAACAGAGUAUUUGGUGCUGCUAUACUGCUGACAUCGUCCCUCAACAUGCUCAUACCGUCUGCGGCCAGGGUGCACUACGGAUGCGUCAUCUUUGUGAGGAUCUUGCAGGGCCUUGUAGAGGGGGUCACCUACCCUGCCUGCCACGGGAUUUGGAGCAAGUGGGCCCCGCCAUUAGAAAGAAGUAGGUUAGCAACCACCUCCUUUUGUGGUUCCUACGCAGGAGCUGUUAUUGCAAUGCCUUUAGCUGGAAUUCUGGUGCAAUAUACUGGGUGGUCUUCUGUGUUCUAUGUGUAUGGGAGCUUUGGUAUAGUUUGGUACAUGUUUUGGCUUUUGGUUUCAUAUGAGAGUCCUGCAAUGCAUCCUACAAUCACAGAUGAAGAAAGGAGAUACAUAGAAGAAAGCAUUGGAGAGAGUGCCAAUCUUCUAGGUGCAAUGGAAAAAUACAAAACUCCAUGGAGAAAAUUUUUUACAUCUAUGCCAGUCUAUGCAAUAAUUGUUGCAAACUUCUGUAGAAGCUGGACUUUUUACUUGCUGCUUAUUAGCCAGCCUGCUUACUUUGAGGAAGUGUUUGGAUUUGAAAUAAGCAAGGUGGGUAUCUUAUCUGCUGUGCCGCAUUUAGUGAUGACAAUUAUUGUUCCUAUUGGAGGACAAAUUGCAGACUUUUUGAGAAGCAAACAGAUUCUUUCAACCACUACUGUGAGGAAGAUAAUGAACUGUGGAGGUUUUGGUAUGGAAGCAACUCUUCUUCUCGUGGUGGGAUACUCUCACAGUAAAGGAGUGGCUAUUUCAUUCUUAGUGCUUGCUGUAGGCUUUAGUGGAUUUGCCAUAUCUGGAUUCAAUGUCAACCAUUUAGACAUUGCCCCGAGGUAUGCCAGCAUCUUAAUGGGAAUUUCUAAUGGAGUCGGGACCUUGUCUGGAAUGGUUUGCCCUAUAAUUGUUGGAGCAAUGACAAAGAACAAGACACGUGAAGAGUGGCAGUACGUCUUCCUCAUUGCUGCUUUAGUUCAUUAUGGGGGUGUUAUCUUCUAUGGCAUAUUUGCUUCAGGAGAGAAACAACCCUGGGCAGACCCUGAACAGACAAGUGAAGAGAAAUGUGGCUUUAUUCAUGAAGAUGAACUUGCUGAAGAGACAGGGGACAUUACUCAGAAUUAUGUAAAUUAUGGUACCACCAAGUCUUAUGGUGCUACAACCCAGGUCAACGGUGGCUGGCCUAAUGGUUGGGAGAAAAAAGAGGAAUUUGUACAAGAGGAAGUACAAGACUCAUACACCUACAAGGAAGAUUAUUCAUAACAAACCUAAAUAUUGGAUAUAUUUUGUAGUGUUUGUGAUUAAAUUCAUUGUGAUUGUUUGCACACAGAAAUAAAACGUGGUAUAAACAUGUAAACACAUAUCAGACAGGAAGGUCUUACUGUAAAAAAAAUACAUUAAAGUGCAAUUUGUAUGAGUUGUGACAUGUCAUCACUUUCAUUAGGUUAUAUUUGUUCUAUAAACAUUAGAGUUUUAAGGGUUUACUGGUCAAAACUAUAGAGGCAAUUAGAUACUUACAGUAUACAAGAGCUAAAACUCAUAACUAAGGAUUAAAGCACAACUAAGCAACCAAGUUGGCACAUCUAAUGCUCUUUUUAGAAAGACAAAAUUACUUGAUCAUUAAAAAUGCACUUAUAUAUUUGUUACACUGUAUUGAAAGAGAUUGUGCUAAAUACACACAGUUACUCAGUGCAAUGUAGGAAUUGUGUGUUUAGUCUAAGACAAGAGCUUUCUUGAAGAAGAAAGAUUGAGUCCUAGGCAUUUACAUUGGAUUGAUCCAGUUCCCUUAAUGGGGAUUGUAUCAAGCUUAACGAACAAAUAGGGCAUAUUGUAUGUCUAUCGUGAUUACAUGCUGCAGGCUACUGUGUGAUGAAGAAACAAAUUAUUUAGGAGUUUUAUACUGAAUGUUUGGGCACAAAUUCUUAUUUCUAUUCUUUACAGAAUCUUAUGAAAUGAUAGGCAUCGCCAUGUUCUUCCCUGCAUUUAUCAACUAACAGAGAAACAAUAUAUAAUGUUAAGUCUGUCACAUCCCUUUAUCAAAAAACAAGCUUUAUUAUUCUAUUCUUUGCAGUCUAUUCCAGCUUUGUCCUGGUGUCUUUAGAGAGAGAAAAAACCCAAUGUAACAGAGAAAAAGAUAUAGUCUUUUACAAAAUUCCAAAGAGAAAUUUACUAUGAGCAAGUA